Molecule: messenger RNA, 686 nt
Organism: Malus domestica (apple)
Lineage: Eukaryota; Viridiplantae; Streptophyta; Magnoliopsida; Rosales; Rosaceae
Source: RefSeq, a predicted model, not a curated record
CAUUAACACAAAACAUGAUGGUUCUGAAAGCAUUCGUGAACAUUUGUUAAAAUUGGUCAACAUUGCAAACAAGUUGAAUGCAAUGGAUAUUGGAAUAACAGAUCAAUUUCUUGUGCACAUGGCACUGUACUCUUUGUCCAAUGAUUAUGAGCAACUGAAAGUGAGUUAUAACACACAGAAGGAGAUUUGGAGUAUUAAUGAGUUAAUUGCUAUUUGCUAUCAAGAAGAGGAAAGACUGAAGAAGAUGAGGGCUGAGACUAGUGAAUUUGCCAACCUUGUAAGUGCUGGAAAAUGCAAGGGGAAGAUUACUACAGUUCACAGAAAUGAGAAUUACAAGGGAAAGAAGCCAAUUGCAUUCAAGAAGUAUGUGCCAAUUGCUGGAACAACUUCUGGUUCCAAGAAACAGUUCAAGUCCACUGUGAUACCUGCAAAGGCUCAUGCUACCUCCAUUGCUUCUGGACCUAAGAAUAAUAACAAUGGUGUCAAAAGAUGUCAUUUUUGUCAUAAUGAGGAUCACUUAAGAAAGGAUUGUCCUGGUUUUAAAGCUUGGUUAAUCAAGAAAGGGAUUUCAAAGCCAGAAGAGAACAAGUAAGGAGAUCUACAAUGUUUAUGUUGGAAAUGGGAAUAAAGUUGCAGUUGAGUCUGUUGGUUCUGUCAAACUGAGAUUGUCCACUGGUUAUGUUUUA